This is a messenger RNA of Panicum virgatum (switchgrass), 867 nucleotides long. Its product is annotated as phospholipase D delta-like. Gene Ontology annotation, biological process: phospholipid catabolic process. The transcript has 2 exons. Gene Ontology annotation, cellular component: plasma membrane. Gene Ontology annotation, molecular function: D-type glycerophospholipase activity. Bases 320 to 781 code for a protein of 153 amino acids. Lineage: Eukaryota; Viridiplantae; Streptophyta; Magnoliopsida; Poales; Poaceae. The record is from RefSeq and is a predicted model, not a curated record.
GCGCGCGAGGCGCCGCCACCGAGGGAGCCGAGCGCGGCCCGCCCAAGCCGGGCUUGGCCAUCCGCAUCUCCGCUACCUUCGUCCUGGCGGGCAGCACCCCGCUGCCCUGGCUCCUCCCCGGCGGCGUCCCGGCGUUCUUCCCGCUGCGGCACUGCUGCGACGUGAGGCUGUACCAGGACGUGCAUGUCGGGGCCGGCGAGCUGGGCGGCGAGCCCGGGCGGUGCUGGGAGGAGCUGUGCCUGGCGGUGCUGGGCGUGCAGCACAUCGUCUACGUGGCGGGCUGGUCAGCGUUCACCAGGGUCCGGCUGUGCGGGGUGCCAUGUCGCCGGAGAUGGCGGCCAAGGCGGCCGAGGUGAGGGCGCUGGGCGGCGUGGCGGUGGAGGACAUGAGCCCUGGCAACCUGCUCAAGUACAAGUCCCAGGAGGGCGUCCGGAUGCUGCUCCUCUGCGACGACACCACCUCACUCCUCAACUUCUUCCUACGGACGAGGGGCGUGAUGCAGACGCACGCCGAGCAGACCAAGAAGUUCUUCAGGCACUCGUCUACAACCCCACGUUCCGGGAGGAGGAGGAUGCCAAGAAGCUGGGUCCCCGGCAGCCAUGGCACGACAUGCACUGCUGGCUGGACGGGCCGGCGGCGUACGGACGUCCUCGAAAACUUCGAGCAGCGCUGGAGGAAGACGACGAGGCUGCGCCUCAAGGGUGUGCUACCGUUCGGCAAGAAAGCGCACUGGAAGGAGGACGCCCUGCUCAAGCUCGAUUUUGUUGGAUUAAUGGACUGAAUCUAUCUUGUGAACGAUUUUUUGAAUGAUUUGUCGGAUCUAUGAGUAUUUUUUUUGGAUCAAUUCAAUAUUUUGUUGUUGAUUCU